Messenger RNA from Knipowitschia caucasica, 276 nucleotides. NCBI's taxonomy places the organism in Eukaryota, Metazoa, Chordata, Actinopteri, Gobiiformes, Gobiidae. The record is from the annotation of a GenBank genome assembly.
AUGACAGUUUUAACAGGUCCUCCAUUUACAUCACCGCCACCAUCAAGCAAUAUGGGCACCUUUGCUCAGGACGUGCCCCGUGCGACUGAAUGCCCUCACUGCCACCAGGCUGUCGUCACUCAGCUCGAGCACACUGUGGGAACUCGGACCUGGCUCAUGUGUAUCUUUAUCUUUGCGGCUGGGGCCUGGCCUUGCAGUUGUAUUCCCUUCUGUGUCAAUUCAGGCAAGGACGUGAAGCACCGCUGCCAAUCCUGCCAAAAAAUCAUGUACUUUUAG